AUGGAUACUUCAGCUACACUGAACGAGGAGGAGCAUAAUCCUUCAUCAACAACAGCAUCUCCAGUGUCAAAUGAAGAGACACAAGUGUCUUCGCAACCAACACCACAAAAUAAUCCGCCACGGCGUUCUGGACGUGCUACGCGUCCGCCCACAUGGACAAAGGACUAUGUUUGUGCAGCUUCAAGUUCUCAAGGAUUCAAACAGUCCAGACAUGAUUACGCCUUAUUCACAUGGACAAAAGAUAUGUCAUCUAUCUAUUUGAUGAUAUAUGUUGAUGACAUACUUAUUAUGGGAAAUUAUGACUCCGCUGUGACAAGUCUCAAGAAAUAUUUGCAUUCCGCUUUCCAUAUUAAAGAUUUGGGACCACCCAAAUACUUCAUUGGCAUUGAGAUAGCUCAUUCAAAGCAAGGAAUCUCACUUAGUCAACGGAAAUUUAUGUUAGAAAUUAUAUCUGAAGCAGGUCUAUCAGAAUGUAAACCAGCAAUUAUUCCUAUUGAGCAGAAUAUUAAAUUGACUACUGCUGAUUAUGAUGUGAGUCUACAAUCUACUGAGGAUGAUUUGUUGCUCAAAGACCCAUUAAGCUAUCAGAGACUGGUUGGGAAACUUAUUUAUCUCACUAUGACUAGACCAAAUAUAUGUUAUGCGGUUCAAACGCUGAGUCAGUUCAUGCAUAGCCCCAAACAGUCUCAUAUGAAUGCCGCAUUAAAAGUUGUGAAAUAUUUGAAGAAAUGCCCAGGACUUGGGAUUCUUCUUUCUCGUGAUUGCAACAUGGAAAUGGCAGCUUACUGUGAUGCUGAUUAUGCGACUUGUCCUAUGAGUCGAAGAUCUAUCACUGGUUUCUGCAUCAAACUUGGAGAAUCGUUACUUUCAUGGAAAACAAAGAAACAGUCCACCGUCUCUCUGUCAUCAGCUGAAGCUGAGUAUCGAUCCAUGGCCAAGACCAUAUGUGAGGUAGUUUGGUUACGAGGCUUACUUCUGGAUCUCGGAGUACAAGUCAAGGGAUCAACCUUAUCGUGA
This is a messenger RNA of Eucalyptus grandis, 1017 nucleotides long. RefSeq lists its product as uncharacterized. The record is from RefSeq and is a predicted model, not a curated record. The transcript has 2 exons. Lineage: Eukaryota; Viridiplantae; Streptophyta; Magnoliopsida; Myrtales; Myrtaceae. The coding region runs from base 1 to 1017 and encodes 338 amino acids.